Molecule: messenger RNA, 389 nt
Organism: Staurois parvus
Lineage: Eukaryota; Metazoa; Chordata; Amphibia; Anura; Ranidae
Source: the annotation of a GenBank genome assembly
CUGGUGAUCAGUGUGCCCUGAUGAUCAGUGUAGCCCCAGCAGUGCCACCUGUCAGUGUCCAUCAGUGCCUUGUGUCAGUGCUCAUCAGUGCCUCGUGCCAGUGCCCAUCAAUGCCACAUAUCAGUGCCCAUCUGAGCUGCCUUUCAGUGUCAUCCAUCAGUGCCAGUCAUCAGUGCCACCUAUCAGUGCCAUAUAUCAGUGCCAUGUAUCAGUACUGCCUUUCAGUACCCAUCAGUGAUGCCUGUCAAUGCCCAUCAGUGCCUCCUCAUCAGUGCCUAUCAGUGACACCUAUCAGUGUCCAUCAGUGCAGCCUAUCAGUGCCCAUCACUGCAGCCUCAUUAGCGCACAUCAGUGAAAGAGAAAAAUCACUUAUUUACAAAAUUUUAUAA